This is a messenger RNA of Cryptococcus wingfieldii CBS 7118, 1053 nucleotides long. Its product is annotated as endo alpha-1,4 polygalactosaminidase. The transcript has 6 exons. The record is from RefSeq and is a predicted model, not a curated record. NCBI's taxonomy places the organism in Eukaryota, Fungi, Basidiomycota, Tremellomycetes, Tremellales, Cryptococcaceae. Bases 1 to 1053 code for a protein of 350 amino acids.
AUGCUUCCUGCUGCUGUUCUAUUUUCCAUUCUUUUCUUCUUUAGGCCUGCACUGGGUGCGCCGGCUUGUAAAUCGAGCCAGACAGAUGAUGAAUCGGCUUCGUCCAUCACCUCUCACCAAUCCGGAGUAGGGAGUAAGAUACUCUCGGCCACCUCUAUCAUUGCCACAUCUACUGAGAUCGCCAGCGGUACAAGCACUGCUUCGGCAACCAGCCCUUCUGCCACUGGAAAUGCGACUUCCUCUGUCGCGCUCGGUUCGACCUUUCUCUAUGAGCUUGAUGCUACUUCCGUCGAUUCGCCUAUCGUCUCGACCAACACGGGAGUCUCUGUCGAUGGGCAGGUGUACAUUGUGGAUGCCGAAGGCACUAGCGCUGAGACCAUUGCCCAGUACAAGGCUAACGGGAAGACUGUAAUUUGUUACUUCUCCCCUGGUAGUUGGGAGCCCAAAAGGCCUGACGCAAGCUCGUUCGACGCCUCCUGCGUGUGCGCCGCCGGUGACUCAUUCACUGAUGACGGAUGUACUUCGGAUGAGAACAAGCUCGACGGCUGGAACGAGUGGUGGCUUGAUAUUCACUCUGACUCAUGCAAGACCAGUGUACAGAGCGUCAUGACGACGAGAAUUGAGAAGGCGGCUGCAAAGGGCUGUGACGGUGUUGAUCCUGACAACGUCGACUCUUUCUCCAAUGCCGAUCAGCAGCACGGCAAUACAGCUCAAGACCAAGUCGACUAUCUUCUCUGGCUCUCGUCGACGGCCAAGGCCAACAACAAUAUGCUCAUCGAUCUCAAGAACGCCGGAAGCCUCCUUGUGGACGAUAACGGACAGACUACCGAGUGGCAGUCUGAGAUCGUCAGCGCAUUCGACUUCUCCGUUAUAGAGUCUUGCCAUGAAUGGGAUGAGUGCGACUUUUACGAUUCCUUCUUGGCUGCUGGCAAGCCCGAGUUUUUGAUCGAGUAUGGUAACACUACCAGCUGUCCAUCUAUGAGUGACGGGCAGCAUCUCUUGGUAUAUAGCGAGAAUGAUCUCGACUCUGGUCUGAUCACUUUGGUGUGCUGA